Molecule: messenger RNA, 2418 nt
Organism: Penicillium daleae
Lineage: Eukaryota; Fungi; Ascomycota; Eurotiomycetes; Eurotiales; Aspergillaceae
Product: putative GTPase activating protein (Gyp3)
Exons: 1
Coding region: 1-2418 (805 amino acids)
Source: RefSeq, a predicted model, not a curated record
AUGGUCACAGAAAAUGGAAACCCUCGAUACCCUCUUCCCUUGGGUGAAUCUGACCUGCGUGGUCGUCGAAAGAUUCCGCAUCCACCGCGGCUGGACCCUUUGAAGAUUGAUCCACGCGCGCCGCGAACCGUAAAAUCGACUCCGAGAUCGUCGCCGCGCUCUCCCCACUACCCGUACCACCCGCGUUCGCAAUCACCUCUACCUCCUGCGGCACCAAAUACGACAGAUGACCGACCCUGGCUCCCGGAAUCACUCCGAGCGGGCUCACCGCAAGGUCGAGAAGAAUGGAGAGCGAAACAGAAUUCGAGCCACGCUCCCCCUUUCACACCACCUCCUGACCGAACGCCUCCAAUGUGGUACCGUGAUAACGACUUGGACCGACCGAACCAUCGCAAGGCUCCGUCGGCCAGAGGCGGGCUACGCAUUUCCAUGUCGACCUCCCGACUCCAUAGCAGACGGCCACGGCCGCAAGUAUCCCCCGAUCGUUCCCAGGAAACCGGGGCCCAUGGCCUGCCAUUGCCCCGGUUCCCGUCGAAGGGACCGGCCGACGAUAAUACCCUUCGGACUAGCUUCAACUCUGCCAUGACUUCGCGCUCUAGCAUUGAACAUCAUUCUGGUACCGAGCGGAGCAGUGUUCUGACAAAGAGCAGUUCAAUUACCGAUCUAUCACCAGACACCCCCGACGCACCUUAUGGGAUGGACGGUGGCAUGAGCGUGGAAGAUGCGAUUUCUAUGUAUCUUGACGGUUUCAGCGAUGUGGCUGAGGAACCCUCAUCGCCUACCUCGCGAGCCGAGAGCAAGGCACCCUCAGUUACACCUCCUCCGUCGAGGGAUACCUACCCGGAGGAGGUAAUAUUGUUCCCACCAAGGACGACCUCUCUUGAACAUGUACCCCCCAUCCAUCCACCUCCGCAGUCAGAUUUGCCAGAGCCAGACUUCGUCGAACCUGCAUCAUCACAACCUCAUAUCCCUGAGCCUAUACUGGAGUUUGUCUCUCCACCACAGACUCCACCACCACAUCAUGUUACCUCCGACUCUGCCCCUCCAGACCCCAUUCUCCCCGACAAGGCAUCGCCUGACUCACAACCACGCCAUCAGCGACAGCCGUCGAAGAUAAUCAUACCCGGGCCGGUUCCGCCACCUCUCACAUCCGCGAAUGCCACACGUGAUGAAUAUGGUUUUCGAAAAACAACACAAUACGUGACUCUGGAUCAGUAUGAAGCUUGGAAGGGAACGUAUUCCAAUUAUGCUGCGCAACGUCAGAAUAAGUGGCUCGAAUUGCUCAAGGAGCAUGGCCUUCAAACCACCAACCCCACUGUGUUUCCAGCACAGUCCUCCAAAGUUAAACGUUUCGUGCGCAAAGGCAUCCCCUCCGAAUUCCGGGGCGCUGCUUGGUUUUGGUAUGCCGGCGGGUACGAGCUCCUGAACCGCCACCCCGGUCAUUACGAUCAACUCGUGGAGAAGGUGAUGGCCACUCCCAGCAAUGAUGACAAAGAACAUAUUGAACGUGAUUUGCAUCGCACCUUUCCGGAUAAUAUCCACUUCAAGCCGGAUCCUGUGGAUACUGGAGGGCCUCAAAACUCGAAUGUCACGACUGAGACCCAAAUGAUCCAAUCAUUGCGCCGAGUAUUGUACACCUUUGCGCUUCAUAAUCCCAAAGUUGGCUAUACCCAGUCACUCAACUUCAUUACCGGCAUGCUCCUCCUAUUUCUUCCCGAAGAAAAGGCGUUUUGGAUGUUGCAUAUCAUCACCUCUGUGUAUCUGCCAGGUACCCACGAGGUCAGCUUGGAAGGUGCAAAUAUCGAUCUUUGGAUCCUCAUGGUCCUUCUCCGAGAUUCUAUGCCCCCUAUUUACUCUAAGAUUGCUAGCAUAGAUGGAUCCUCCGGUCGCGGCAAAGCACCUGCCCUCACUGUGAACUCGCGACUCCCUGACAUCACCCUGGGAUUGACCAAUUGGCUCAUGUCCAUUUUCAUUGGAACGCUGCCUCUCGAAACAACGCUGCGAGUCUGGGACAUUUUCUUCUAUGAAGGAUCCAAGACGUUCUUCCGUGUUUCGCUUGCAAUCUUCAAGGCCUGCGAAAAAGAUAUCCUUGGGGUUUCAGAUCCCAUGGAAGUAUUCCAAGUCGUUCAAACAGUUCCAAAGAGAUUGUUGGAUGCCAACGCUCUUCUUGAGGAUUGCUUUGUGCGACGCCAUCGUGUGGGUCAGGGCCGCAUCGAAGAACUGCGAGCCGCACGACGGGUCGCAGUUCGACAGGAGAAACUGCGGCGCUCGGUUGCCUUCAAUAAAGGCCAGAUCCAAUCUGCGACUGACAACUUGCUAAAUCGUCCACGCAAUGGGGGGCCCGACAUCGAACAACGGGUUGCUAUCUCCUGGCGUAACCUCAAGCAACAUGCCUUUCACAGGGAGCCGACCCGUUGA